AUGCACACCAUUCGCACACUCAGCGGAUCAACUCGCGAUGAAGCGCUGGAUCCGGCGCACAGGUCAGUCAACUAUGAUGACGAUGGCGCCGUGCGCACAGUUACGACACGCAGCCGUCAGAUCUGGCUAUGCCGCCCAGAAGCCUUCGACUUCGAUGAUUCCACGUUUUCAAACCCGGACACAGGCGAAGCCUUCUCUAGGAUAAUCCGGUUCAUCCAGGAUUUGCCAGGCGAAGAGUUGACGGCCCUCAAAAACCCGGAUACCUCCUCAGUACAUACUCCGCUCCGCGACAUGGUGUACGAUAUGUGGAACCACGUGUUUUGGGACGUGGCGCAAUUUUUGGGCCAAGUCAACUGCAACACUGGAACUUUCUGUCCUCCGGCACACGAAAUUCUAGCCAUCAGCUAUCCGGAGACCCCAGUUGAGGUUGGGAGGAUGCAAAGAGUGGCGCAGUUACAGUCCGAUUGCAACCUAAUGAUUGGGGCUGUGUAUGUGGCACCUGGCGUGAGACUUCGGUUUCUGGUCGGGCAACCUGAUCAAGAGAGCUUUAUGGAGAGUACAUUCAACUCCGAAGCAUUUGGACCCGAUGUCCUCGUUGAUGCAACGAAAGUGACUGGAUGCUACAACGAACCAUACGUGCAUUGGGUACGGCGGAACAGAAACAUCCAGGUCUUUUUAGAAGGACAACCUGAUCAGCCUAAAGGUGGACUGGCAGCAGUAUUUGUAUACGGAAAAUGCCAAUAUCAGCCCGAGAACAUGGCUCACCCAUGCACUCAUUCAUGCGACUGUGGUGAAGUUGAGGAAGAUGACGAGGGUGACGAGGGUGACGAGCAAAACGAGCGAAACGACGAUGACAACAAUGAGCGCAAAAGAGAGGAUGGGCAAUAG
Molecule: messenger RNA, 888 nt
Organism: Clonostachys solani
Lineage: Eukaryota; Fungi; Ascomycota; Sordariomycetes; Hypocreales; Bionectriaceae
Source: the annotation of a GenBank genome assembly